AUGGUGGCUGCUUUUCCAAUCGCAAAACUUGCGGCUUUGGCCAUCAAACAGAUCAGUAAACCUUUGGCAAAUGCCAUAAAGAAUAGGGCAAAAGCACAUCCUUUUGUUAGGAAAUAUGUCUGUAUACCACCUGCCCAAUUGUACCACUGGGCUGAUGUGAAUGUAAAAAUGCGAGUGAUGGGCCUUGGAAAAGCCAAAGAUGUCCAGAAAUUGAAUGAGCAGAUGGCCAUUGAUCUUGGCGCUGAGCUGCUUGGUGAAACCAUUAUCUUCUUCAUUGCUGCAACAACUUUGUAUGUGGAAUACCAGAGAUCUUCAAUGAAAGAUCAACUUAAGGAAGAAGAGAAAAAACAAAAAAUUCGGAUCCUUGAAAACCGGAUUCAAGAAUUGGACAUUGUAACAGAGCAGCAAGAAGCUCGCAUCAGAGAAUUAAACCGUCUCGUUCAAGAAGUUCGAUCUAUAAGAUAUCAACUCGAUAAAUCAGAGACCGCUUCAUCCAAUUCUGGGUCUUGUUAUUAUUUGCCCUUUUUCCAUUACUGCCCAUUUAUUAUUUGCCCUGUUUCCAUUACUGCCCAGUUAUUAUUUGCCCUUUUUCCAUUGCUGCCCAGUUAUUAUUUGCCCUUUUUCCAUUACUGCCCAUUUAUUAUUUGCCCUGUUUCCAUUACUGCCCAGUUAUUAUUUGCCCUGUUUCCAUUACUGCCCAUUUAUUAUUUGCCCUGUUUCUAUUGCUGCCCAGUUAUUAUUUGCCCUUUUUCCAUUACUGCCCAUUUAUUAUUUGCCCUUUUUUCAUUACUGCCCAUUUAUUAUUUGCCCUUUUUCCAUUACUGCCCACUUAUUAUUUGCCCUGUUUCCAUUGCUGCCCAGUUAUUAUUUGCCCUUUUUCCAUUACUGCCAAUUUAUUAUUUGCCCUGUUUCCAUUACUGCCCAUUUAUUAUUUGCCCUGUUUCCAUUACUGCCCAUUUAUUAUUUGCCCUGUUUCCAUUGCUGCCCCGUUAUUAUUUGCUCUUUUUCCAUUACUGCCCAUUUAUUAUUUGCCCUGUUUCCAUUACUGCCCAGUUAUUAUUUGCCCUUUUUCCAUUGCUGCCCAGUUAUUAUUUGCCCUGUUUCCAUUACUGCCCAGUUAUUAUUUGCCCUUUUUCCAUUACUGCCCAGUUAUUAUUUGCCCUUUUUCCAUUACUGCCCAGUUAUUAUUUGCCCUUUUUCCAUUACUGCCCAGUUAUUAUUUGCCCUGUUUCCAUUACUGCCCAGUUAUUAUUUGCCCUUUUUUCCAUUGCUGCCCAGUUAUUAUUUGCACUUUUUCCAUUACUGCCCAGUUAUUAUUUGCCCUUUUUCCAUUACUGCCCAGUUAUUAUUUGCCCUUUUUCCAUUACUGCCCAGUUAUUAUUUGCCCUGUUUCCAUUACUGCCCAGUUAUUAUUUGCCCUUUUUUCCAUUACUGCCAAGUUAUUAUUUGCCUUUUUUCCAUUACUGCCCAGUUAUUAUUUGCCCUUUUUCCAUUACUGCCCAGUUAUUAUUUGCCCUUUUUCCAUUACUGCCCAGUUAUUAUUUGCCCUGUUUCCAUUACUGCCCAGUUAUUAUUUGCCCUUUUUCCAUUGCUGCCCAGUUAUUAUUUGCACUUUUUUCCAUUACUGCCAAGUUAUUAUUUGCCUUUUUUCCAUUACUGCCCAUUUAUUAUUUGCCCUUUUUCCAUUACUGCCCAGUUAUUAUUUGCCCUUUUUUCAUUGCUGCCCAGUUAUUAUUCCAUCAAGUGUAA
Molecule: messenger RNA, 1749 nt
Organism: Acanthosepion pharaonis
Lineage: Eukaryota; Metazoa; Mollusca; Cephalopoda; Sepiida; Sepiidae
Source: the annotation of a GenBank genome assembly